Messenger RNA from Acanthosepion pharaonis, 1053 nucleotides. NCBI's taxonomy places the organism in Eukaryota, Metazoa, Mollusca, Cephalopoda, Sepiida, Sepiidae. The record is from the annotation of a GenBank genome assembly.
AUGUCUUCUUUGACAUCCAUCUUUUUCUUCUUUGUUAUUGUUGUGCCUUCUCCCUUGCUUUUCCUUCCUCUCUUUUAUUCUCUCCCUUUUCUCUUCUUUCUUUUUAAUUCCUCUUUUUCUUCCUUUCUUUUUAUCUCUUCUUUUUUCUCCUUCGUUUUCCUUCCUCGUUCCUUCUUUUUUCUCAUCUUUUCUUUUCCGUCUUCCUUCCUAACCUCCCCCUUUCUCUUCCUUUCUUUUAAUUCCACUUUUUCUUCUUUCCUUUUUCUUUUUCAUCUCUUCGUUUUACUUAUUUUUUUUUGUCUACUUUUUAUUUUCUGUUAUUUCUUUCUUCCUUUUUUCCAUUUAUUUCCUCUUUUUUACUUUUCAUUUUUUCCUUUUAAAUUAAAUUUUCUUUUCCUUCCUUUUAAUUCUUUGUUUUUUUUUAUCUUUCCUUUUUCUUUUUCAUCUCUUCCUUUUACUUCCUUACUUUUUCUUCCUACUUUGGAUUCGUUCUUUUUCCUUCUUUCUUUUUUAUUCAUUCAUUUUCUUUUCUUUUCCUUUCUCAAUCCUUUUCCUUCCAUCUUUCUUUUAUUUCCAUUUAAUUUCUCUUUUUUUCCCCUUCCUUUUUAUCUCUUCUCCUUUUUCUUCCUCGUUCUUUUUCAUUUACCUUCCUUUUUUCCUUCGUCCUUCCUUUCACUCUCCCUUCUUUCCUUUCCUUUCAAUUCUUCUUUUUCUCACUUCCUUUUCAUUUUUUUCUCUUUUUCUUUCAUUUUUUUUAUUCUUUCUGCCAUUUCUUUCUUCCUUUUUUUUUCUAUUUUUUCUUUCUUUUUAAUUUUUCCUUUUUCUUCUUUCCGUUUUCUCUCUAAUUUUGCUUCAUUCCUUUUCCAUCCUCUUUCCUCUCCUCCUCUCUUUCCUUCUCCUUCCCCUUUCUUUUCCUUCUUUUUUUUAUCCCUUCCUUUUUCCUCUUUAUCUCUUCUUCUUACUUUCUCCUUUUUCUUCCUUGUUAUUGUUGUUCUUUCUUUCUUUCUUUCUUUCUUUCUUUCUUUCUUUCUUUUUAAACUUUCUUUCUCUUGA